CGGCUCCGCAGCUCGGUAGAGACGCUUGUCUUCUGUUUCCCCCACGUUACUAAUUCCUUCACAGAUCUCUAAAAUGGCGGCGGACCAGCUGUGUAAACUGUUCGUCGGCGGGUUGAACGUCGACACGGACGACGAUGGUCUCCGGAAGCACUUCGAGCAGUUCGGUACUCUAACGGACUGCGUGGUGGUGGUGAACAAGCAGCUGCAGCGUUCCCGCUGCUUCGGCUUCGUCACCUUCUCCACCGCCGAGGAGGCGGACGGCGCCAUGGCGGCCCGGCCGCAUGUCAUCGACGGGACGCAGGCCGAGCUGAAGAGGGCCAUGGCCCGGGAGGACUCCAACAACCCCGAGGCCCUCGCCAAGGUCAAGAAAAUCUUCGUCGGGGGUUUGAAAGACGACAUCGAAGAAGAAACGCUGACCGAAUAUUUCUCCCGUUAUGGUGAAAUCGAGAAGGCCGAGGUCAUUUCCGAGAAGGCCAGCGGGAAGAAGAGGGGCUUCGGCUUUGUUCACUUCACCGACAACGAUUCCGCAGACAAGUCGGUGGUGGUGAAGUACCACACCAUCCUUGGCCACAAGGUGGAGGUGAAGAAGGCCCUCACCAAGCAGGAGAUCGACGCGGCCAAUAAGAGCGGCGGGCGGCUGCGGGGCCGCGGGGGGAUGAGGGGGAUGAGGGGAAAUGGCUUCGGCCGGGGAGGAGGAGGAGGAGGCGGAUACAGCGGCUACGGCGGUGGUGACGGCGGCUACGGAGGCGGGUACAGUGGAGGUUACGGUGGAGGCUACAGUGGCGGUUAUGGCGCCGGUUAUAACGGUGGUUACGGCGGGGGCUACGGAGAGCAGAUGUGCGGCUAUGGCGGAGGAAACGGCUACAGUGACUUCGGCAGCGGCUACAACCAGCAGCCCUCCAGCUACGGCCCGAUGAAGGGCGCUGCUCCUGGCUACGGGGCCCAGCGCAGCGCGGCGCCUUACGCCCGGGGCGGUGGGUACCAGAGAGGCGGUUACAACGGAGGUUAUUAGACCACGAAAGACGGUCCGCACGCCCUCCACCGUACCGCCACUCCAUUCAGUCAUGAGCUCUGCAUUAAGCCCAGCAGAAACACGGUGAACCCAAAUCAAACGAAGACCUCAAAAUCCUACAGGUAGGAAGACCACUUCCCUGAAAGCCGGCUAUGCCCUACUUCUAGGACUCGAUACUUCUAGGACUCGAUACUUCUAGGACUCGAUACUUCUAGGACUCAAUACUUCUCAAUACUUCUAGGACGCGGUAUACUUAUGUCUUGUAGGACUCGGGUCUCCUAGGACUCUUAGUCCAGGACCCUAGGACUCUUAUCCAGGACUCGGGUUACAUAGGGGGCGUGUAGCUGUCGUUAUAAAGUUGGAUAUGAUUUUUUAUUUGCACUCAUUCUUUUAUCCUACCUAGGGUUAGGACUGUUUGUUGGAAAACCCCCAUUCCUUUCUUUGUAUUUUAAGAUUAGUUUUGUUCCCAGCAUUUUGUAGUGUUAAUGUGUGGACUCUUUUCAGUCCAUUGAUCAUAUUAAACACUCCCUUUCCAUUUAUUUUCAUGUCAUGUAUAUUGUAUACUUUAAUGUCUUGAGAUCAAAACCAAUUAUUGUUCGAACAUUUUGGUAUGCCUAUGUAUGUUCAUUUUAAAUAAAAAAGUUGUUCAAACUUAGUUAGUUUAUUUUACUUAUUUAACCAGGAUGCCUUAAGUUGUUUCACAGGUAAAUAAGACCUUAUGACUGCAGCAUUAGUUACCUGUUAGAUGGAUACCUCAGGUGGGUGACUUGAACUGCCCGCAGCCCAUGCAUGGAGGCUCUGAAGGGUUUUUAAUUGUUUUAUUCCUCUUUUUACUUAUUUUCUAUGUGGAUCUGAGGGAUGUGUUAUUUAUCUUUGAUUAUUCCUAUAUUUAGGUGUUCAUACUGUUACCCUGUAGGCUAACCAGCCAAGCUAGCCGUAGCACUUUGUUUAUAGGCUGAUGAGGAACCUGUUGAUUACCAGUAGGACUGAAAUAUCUCUUUAGGAUACCACUUCCAGCAAACUAGGUAUGUAAACAUGUUCUCACUGUGUUGCUGCACCUUAUGGAUAAUGAGAUGGCACACUACUGUUGUGUCUUAGAUGUUUAUGGCAGUCGCUCUUUCCUAGAUUAAAUGGUCAAUGCUCUUUUCUACUGUGAGAGGGGGGGGGGGGUCCUCAAUUGUUCAAUGUCCCUUUCUCAUUCUCUUCUCUCCGUCCUCAAGGUUGUUAUGGUAACGGUAUGGACGGGGCUUCGCCAGGUGGAUGCAGGCCCGCCACGUUGUGAUUGGUCCUCUUCCAGCGCAGGAAGGAGAGGAUGCAGCGUUCUUUUACAGGAACACUAAACCCUGAAUGUCAAUUAUUUUUAUACCCAGGAAUAUGUAAAGUUUUAACGGAAUGAAAUAAAUAUAUAUUUUAAUA
Gadus macrocephalus (Pacific cod) is the source of this 2428-nucleotide messenger RNA. Its product is annotated as heterogeneous nuclear ribonucleoprotein A0-like. Bases 74 to 1012 code for a protein of 312 amino acids. NCBI's taxonomy places the organism in Eukaryota, Metazoa, Chordata, Actinopteri, Gadiformes, Gadidae. The record is from RefSeq and is a predicted model, not a curated record. The transcript has 2 exons. Gene Ontology annotation, molecular function: RNA binding.